AUGGAAACCGACGAAGAUAUGGUUAUUGUUAUUGUGGGAGAUGAAAAUGAAGGCGAAGCAUUUCCCGCGCCAAUUGAAAUUAAAGAGGAAAUAUUAGAUGAAGACGAAAUGAAUCAAAUUUUUGUGAAUUUACUUAAGAAAUUUGAAAGUGGUAGUGAGUUUGAUAUAUCUAUCGUAAAAGACGAGCAACUUUCAGAUGAAUAUGAUGAACAUAGGAAAGAAAACGAAUAUGAAUACUCAUUUCUUGAAGAUGCUGAAGUCAAUCCUGAUGAUCAAGAAUAUGUACCUGAAAACCUAGAGGACUCAUUAGAUGAAAUUAGCUUUAGCAGUUCAGAUGAAAGCAAAAAUAAUAAAAAAAGAAAAAAAGAAAGACAUAGAACACAAAUGCUCAAGCCAUCUGAAAGGAAAUCUUAUGUUAAAGAUUUACGAGAACAAUAUCCUGAGUUAAAUGAAGAUCAAGACUUGCUUAUAACUUGCUUAGUUGAAAUAAUGAAAGGCACUAAGGCUCCAGCUCCACCCCAAGAUUAUUUUAUCAUGAAUGGGAUUAUGUUAGAAUGUGUGUAUUGUGGUGUUCAGUCCGAGUCUAUACCUGCAGCUAGUCGUCAUUUUCAAGAAAAACAUGGGGAACGAUAUUUGUAUUGCUUUGCUUGUGGAGUAAAUUUUAGAAGUACAACAAAUUUGUACAAACAUGAAAAACGCUGUACUGCUCCAGACAUAAGAACAGUAUUGAAGGCUCGAGCAAUUUCACUUGGACGAAAGGGCCGCUCUAGACCUUUCAUUCCCAAAAUAAUCGAUCAACCGCCUCAGAGGUACUCGUGCAGCGAGUGCUCCGCGUCGUUCAGCAGCCGCUACACGCUGCGCGCGCACACGCUGCACCACCGCGGCGAGCGCCCGCACCGCUGCCGCCACUGCCCCGCCGCCUACACCUCCUACACCGCGCUCUCGCGGCACGUGAAGAAGCACGGCGACGCGCAGUUCGUGUGCGAGCACUGCCGCCGCAGCUUCAAGCUCAAGGCCGCGCUCGCCACGCACAUGGACACGCACAGGCCGAUGAAGAAAUUUGGAUGCGAGCUGUGUCCCAAACGGUACUCGCAAAAGGCGGCUUUGCUCCUACAUGUGAAUAAAGUGCAUAAAAAUUUACCACCCCCAUGUGCGUGCCAACUAUGUCCGAAAAGGUAUCCGCGGAUGUCGUUACUAAAGGAUCAUAUGAAGAAAAUUCAUGGUAUGAACAUCAUGACCCGGAAGAUGUUCUUUAAAAAACUGCCGACGAUGUCAGAGACACAAGUGCAGCAAGCUAAAGUGAUCCUUAAAAGAGAAGUGGACGACCCCAACUAUGACUUGGCAAACUUUAACGUG
This is a messenger RNA of Brenthis ino (lesser marbled fritillary), 1356 nucleotides long. The record is from the annotation of a GenBank genome assembly. Lineage: Eukaryota; Metazoa; Arthropoda; Insecta; Lepidoptera; Nymphalidae.